Molecule: messenger RNA, 2010 nt
Organism: Ricinus communis (castor bean)
Lineage: Eukaryota; Viridiplantae; Streptophyta; Magnoliopsida; Malpighiales; Euphorbiaceae
Product: class V chitinase CHIT5
Exons: 2
Coding region: 161-1714 (517 amino acids)
Biological process (GO): carbohydrate metabolic process; chitin catabolic process
Cellular component (GO): extracellular region
Molecular function (GO): chitin binding; chitinase activity
Source: RefSeq, a predicted model, not a curated record
ACAUCUACUAUGAACAAAACAAUAUUUAAUCAAUUGAUCACAACAAUCCAAUGCCGAACAGCAAUACAAUAUUUCGGUUCUGUCAUGGCUUCUGAACCCUUUAUAUUAAUUGGACCUGAAAUAGAACCAUCAGUCUCAUUAAUUCCUCAGUAUCUUUGCCAUGGCGAACCCAAAAACAGUCAUUUCCCCUCUCAUUUUCCUGAUGCUAUACACUGCUACGUUCAUUAGGACUGCCGAUUGUGACUUCUUUGCUCAGUUAAUUCCUAUAUCCCUUGCCCCAUCUCCGUAUCCAAUCCCGAGACUUGAUUGGUCUUCUCCAAGUCCAAGACCUGCUACGCCUUCCUAUUUUCCGGAUCCAAGUUCUCCUAGUUAUCCCGCAAUAGCCUCUCCUCCGGCCGUACCUGUUUCUCCUUCUUACCCUGGAACGCCUUUUUAUCCUGCAGAACCUACUUCUCCAUCAAAAUCCAUGCCUGAAGCACCUGCUGCAAAUUCUCCUACUUAUCCUGUAGUAUCCUCUCCUCCGGCCAUAUCUGUUUCUCCUUCUUAUCCUGUAGUACCUGCUUCUCCAUCAGAACCCUCAUCUGAAGCACCUGCAGCAAAUGCUCCUGCUAUUUCUCCAACAGCCCCACCACCACCACCAUACCCGUCACAACCACCAGUAGGUUAUGAUUAUCAAGGAAUCAAAGCAGCUUACUGGCCAUCAUUCAGUGGACUCGAUGCGUCUGCUAUCGACACUACAUAUUUUACUCAUAUUUAUUAUGCAUUCUUGUUACUUGAUCCUGUCACCUACAAACUUGACGUUACACCAUUUGAUCAAGAAAAGAUACCUGGGUUCAUCAGCACUCUUCGAGCCCGAAACCAUCCUGUCACUAUUCUAUUGUCUAUAGGAGGUGCUGAUAUUAACCAAACUAAGUACUUCUCGAUAAUGUCGAGUAGCAGAGAAACACGAGAAGGUUUUAUCAGCUCAACUAUUGAAGUUGCUAGAAAUUAUGGAUUUGAUGGGCUCGACUUGGACUGGGAAUCCCCUGCAAAUGAUCAAGAGAUGUUAGAUUUGGCUUUAUUAUUGAGUGAAUGGAGAAACUCUUUAGACCUUGAAGCUACAACAACUGGACAACCGCGUCUUUUGCUAUCUUCUGCUGUCUACUACUCUUCAAGAUUUACUAGUUAUGGUGAGCCUAGAUCCUACCCAGUUCAAGCUAUGAAUGAUUUUCUUGACUGGAUUAAUCCUAUGUGCUAUGAUUAUCAUGGUGCAUGGGCGAACUUCACUGGCCCAAAUUCAGCCCUAUUUGAUCCUUACAGUAAUGUGAGUACUAGUUACGGUAUCGGGUCAUGGAUCGAAUCGGGUGUAUUGCCUGAAAAGAUUGUGAUGGGGCUACCACUGUACGGUCGGACCUGGACACUCCAGAAUCCGAAUGAUCACGGGAUUGGAGCAAGAGCUAUUAGUGCAGGACCCGGAGAUGGGGUUUUAAGUUAUAGUCAAAUUAUGGAAUUUAACAGUAUCAACAAGGGAGCAGUUCAUUUUGAUGGAGCAACUGUGUCAUAUUAUUCUACUUCCGGGGAUUCUUGGAUUGGCUAUGAUGAUACCAUUUCUGUGGAUUGGAAGGUCCGGUUUGCUCGCUCACGAGGCUUGGGUGGAUACUUCUUUUGGGCUCUUGGCAUGGACUUGGACUGGACUAUCUCAAGACUAGCUUCAAAUUCAUGGGAUCGCAAGUGAAAAUUUGCAGCAGAUCAAGUGAGAGUCAGAAGGACGAGAAGUAUUCGAACAAAAUAAUAUUAAACAAUCUUUCAUAUGUUAUGAUUUCCAUUUUUUUUUUUUUUUGUGGGUACUCUUUCUGAAUAUUUAGCCCUGAAUGAAUUCUUUCUUCUUCUUCUUUUUUGUCUUUCUAUUCUUACACUUAUACGUUUUUUCUUCAAAUUAUUUGAACAUAGACGAAGAUGAAAUUUCUGUGUACUUGAAUGGAUGAAAUCAAUAAGAUCAAUAUCGAAAUAUCCGAUGGCCUUGACGUUUUC